UCACUCAAGCAUAAGACUCCUGGGGCUGGCAGUCGCAUUCCCUCAGGCUACCCAGACGCCACCCUCUGUCCUUGCUCCUCGCCUCCUGACUCCUUUCCCUACACUGGUGCUCCCUGAGGUUCUGUGGUGCUUCCCUGGUGUUGUGUUGACCACGGCGUGCUAGUGUGCGGCUCCGCCAGUGCCAACGUGGCCCAGAGGAAAACAAACGACGAAAAGUGCACAGGACAACGUGUGAGAUCCUCAAGGUUAAGGACAAAGCAACGAGCCGAUCAGCGUGUGAAGAUAAACUGCGAUUCGUGACUGAACAAUGCUUUAUUCCGAGGCGUUUUGAGGCAGCGAGUGAUGCUGUGAGGCGACCACCGGACACACUCCCCAGCAGCCAAGCCCCUGAUACACAGUGCCUUCCUUCCCGCCGUGCCCUUCACCUGACAAUUCAACCCAGUAUGGCCAUGUCACCCUCAACGUGGGGAGCCCCUCGGAGGCCCUCAAGCGCAAGUCCCCUGAUGACACAGAAGGGGUGGUGCUGUCCCUGCGCAAGAACCACGUGACGAGUCCGCCGUCCCUCACGCCGUCCAGCAACACCCAGGUCUUCUCGGUCAUUGACGGCCAGAUCAUGCAGGACGACGUGUGUGAUGACGUGUGUGACGACGUAGUGGAGGACGUUGCUGACGACCCUGAUGACGAGGAACGUGUGGGCGGGCACCCGUCGAGCCUGGGACCAAUCACGAGCAUCGGGGGCGUGGGUGGUACCGCCUCCUUCGCUUCCACGCCCAGAAUACACACGCCCACCACCGACUUCCAGCCACCGUACUUCCCCCCACCUUACCUGGGCACAGAGAACCAGAUGACGACGCACCACCCGGCAGCAGAUCCCUACCAGCUGCACUCCCUCCCUGCCAACUACACCACGUACACCUCGGCGACGCUGCAGAACCGACAUGAGGUACCAAGGAGGGAAGAUCCGCUCCAUGUCGCGGGGGUCUUACAGAGUGGACAGGUGGGACUCUAUGACAGAAGCUACGCCGGAGUGGACAGAGCUGGUGCUGUGCUCAUGGGCGCCGCCAGACACGAAGAUAUAAUUCUCAGCAACACUAUCCACCCACAUGCUAUUGAAGAACCUGUCCAGGCCAAACGGGCGAUUGCUAGUCAACAGUUUGCAGAGCGUGGCCUGUUUCUGGAAGGAGUGCUAGAAUCUGACACGAGUUUCACCGGCGAUAUCUUCAAACAUGACGGCUUUGGUGUUCCCUUCGCUCCCGCCUCGCCUCCCCCGUUCUCCCUCCCACGGGCGGACUCAGGAGUUGCAGGAAGAGUCUGGGACGCCACGAGGGAAAGUUCUUUGCGCCACAAGUCCUUUCACGACACGUUCUGCUCUGUGCCCGGCCGCCUCUCCCUCCUGUCCUAUAACUCCAAGUACAAGGUCAUGGUUCCGGAGGUGCAGCGCCGUCUAUGUCCCCCAGAGUGUCUCAACGCCUCCAUCCUGGGCGGCAUUCUUCGUAGAGCCAAGAGCAAGAACGGGGGGCGGAUCCUGCGUGACAAACUAGAGAAGAUCGGACUGAACCUGCCGGCGGGACGGAGAAAGGCCGCCAAUGUCACGCUUCUUACGUCCCUGGUGGAAGGCGAGGCUAUCCACCUGGCGCGGGACUUUGGCUAUGUGUGCGAGACUGAGUUCCCAGCACGUCAGAUUGCCGAGUACCUCUGCCGCCAGCACUCAGACCCCGCCGAGCAGUACAGACGCAAGGACCUCAUUCUUGCCACGAAACAAAUCACCAAAGAGCUAAUGGACCUUCUGAACCAGGACCGGUCGCCUCUGUGCAACACGCGGCCGCAGAUUAUCCUGGAGCCUUCCAUCCAACGACACCUCACCCACUUCUCUCUCAUCACCCACGGCUUCGGCUCCCCCGCUAUCGUCGCAGCCCUCACAGCCAUCCAGAACUUCUUGACGGAGUCGCUGAAGCAUCUCGAGAAGUCCUUCCCUUCUUCUAAUUCCCACCUCACCGUCACGCCCUCCAUAGACCUCAAGAACAAGGAGAUGGAGAAGAAAUAACGGCGUGGCCCACCGUCUUUCUCCCUCCCUCCCCCCGCACCCGCACCCGGACGGCCAGCCCCCCUGAGCCGCCGCGAGGGAGCGCCGCGCCCUCACCCCUGCGAGGAUGACGCCCGCGCGGUCUUCAAUGCCUCACUUCAGUGUCCGAGACUCAUAUCAUAUGGAGACCCCGGGCAGGCGGCGGCUCCUGCUCCUGCUGGACCAGCUUUCUCCAGCCCGGCCUGACGCUGCUCCCCUUCUGUACAUAGACCCUUGGAUAGCCCCUAAGGUUACUGCAUGGCCGCCGCGCCGUGCCCUGAUGGCAGACAAGUGCAAUAGCGCACGGGAAUUAGCGCAGAAUACUCGGCUUUGUGGGAACGAAACGUAACGAAAGAGACAAUAGAAGUGAUUUCUGGGAAAUUUAUUUAAAUAUCCUCACCUCUUAGUUCUAAGAGGCUUAAUGAAUCUCACAAUCAGUAGAACAUUGUAAGUGUAGUUUGCUAAGGUUUGUACAAAUGCCAUAUUGCCAUAUUUUGAUCUUUAAGGAUAUAAAAGCUCCUUAUCCACAGCUUACAUAGUUUGCGACCACCAAGACGCGUCGCGCAGCAAAGAUACAACAUAGAUUUGGAUACAUAGCGAGGCAGUGUUGACGAAGCUUCUCAUGUGCCACUCAUCAUGGUAACCACCAGGAAAGAUCAAUGAUAUUGUGAUGAUAUCUACUACCAUUUAACAGUAUUGUCUACGUACGGAAUACGUUGUUUUGUAUCUAGCGAGUAGCCAAACUUUGUACGUUAUAGUAGUGUUAUGGCGGAGGCCCCGUGCCGGUCGCCGCCACCCAAACAUAUCUGCCAAAACCAUGUACCAAGUGCAAUCUCUUGGCGAUGUGAUGUAUCGAUUAGACAGCCCGGCGGGCGCCCGGGCACCGCUGCGGUGACGGGGCGAGGGCGCCCCCAGCCCUCACAGUUGUAAUAUUUAGCCACCAGCAGGUGUCCGGGCCGCCCCGCCUCUUGUACAGUGUAGAAAGGACCUACAAACUUUAUCUCUCUCUGGACGGGAUUCUCUCACCUAACCUCCUGGCUGGGAGUAGCGUAGUGUUAAUCUUACCUAGGUGAUAGGAGCCACCCUCUCACUCAGGCGCCAAGUGUCAGGCGUCCUCCAGGCAUGACAGAAACAAAACAAUAUUGCAUACCACAAUUUCCCACUUGCAAUUUGAACAUAUCUUACUGUUAGUCUCUCUAAUCUCUCUCUCUCUCUCUCUCUCUCUCUCUCUCUCUCUCUCUCUCUCUCUCCUCGUUACGUCUCCUCAAACGUUUUCAUUACCUUGCAAGUCUUCCCUUCACUACGUUUUGCAUAUCAACUUCUUCUAUAACCUUCCUCUUCUACUCUGUUCCUCUACUUACUCACUCGCCUCCCCGUCUCCCCUAUUUCCCCUGUCUCUCCUGUCUCCCCCUGUCUCUCCGCUCAGUCGUUGCCUUUCGUUGUCCCAUCAUUGUGAUCCUCGUAGUGUGCGAUCUCUCUAAAGUGAUCUGUACCUUCCCACAAGUACAAUCAAGGGCGUGAUUACCUUGCUCGCCUCUAUUUAUAUAAGCUGCUUCUGUAUAUGUAUCUCUCUCUCUCUCUCUCUCUCUCUCUCUCUCUCUCUCUCUCUCUCUCUCUCUCUCUCUCAUUCAGCAUAUCACUGCUUGGUAUCAGUAUUUUUUUCAUCUAGCUAGUCUUGCAUUCACUCUGUAUUUCCUCGGUAAGUGUAUGGAAAUUCUCUCUCUCUCUCUCUCUCUCUCUCUCUCUCUCUCUCUCUCUCUCUCUAUGCAACAGCUAAUAAGUUGCAAAAACUUCCUAACAAAGUCUCUCUCUCUCUCUCUCUCUCUCUCUCUCUCUCUCUCUCUCUCUCUCUCUCUUCUGCUCUCUCUCCUCACGUCCAGGAGGCGCCAGCAGUCCCCCCUUCACCCCCUCUGUGAUCCUGCGGGACUUCCUUCAGUGGUCGUCUAACUCACCCCCUCAAGACUAUCAAACUACUAUUUUUCUAUCAUUAUUAUUUUAUUAUUGUGAACAUAAUGAGCAAUGUGAUGUAUGUGAUUAGUUGGUCUGAUGUGAGAUAAACAUGAUGUGACAAUGGGUGUGAAGAAGCUGGGAUGUGCGCACCGGCCAUUUUCUUUCUUUUUUUAAGCUUCGGGAGGUUUAUAUAAGUUUUUUUUCGUAUUUAACCAAGGGUAGGGGGCGAUGCUCCCCUCCGAGGCUUUCCCGCCGGCGCGCGCAUCCCACCGCUCCCCUUUGGACUUUGUUGUGAGGGACCCGCGCUAAGUUUUCGGCACGGUCCUGAUGUCUUGUUGAUUUUUCUCUCUUAUUUUUUUAUACCUUUUGCUUGUAAGACUCCGAUUCUCAGUAAAGACAGCUGGGGCUCUGUUUGAGACGCAGCCGCCCCCCCAACUCCUGCGCCCUUGUCUCAGCCUCACUCUGGCACACUGAUUCUCUCGCCUCGUUCUCACCUCCUUACUUGACACGCACUCAUCACCCUCACACCAAACACUCACAAACACCGCACCGCCUCAGCUCAUUUUUACUCAUCUUUCUAUCUUUUCCUCAUGUUUCCCACAUCCACAUUCUCUCACUAACUUCUUCGUCAUCCAUUUCAUUUAUUUUCUUUCUUUCAUUCAAUCGAGACUUCUUUUUUUUUUUUUUUUCCUUCAUGCCAUUUGUCUAUCAUUCUCUACUCUCUUCCCUGUCACGGCUACACACAACACUUCAUUAGUGUGGCCUCGUGGCUCUUUGGUUCAACACUCGACUCGCGGUCUGAAGGUUGCGAGUUCCAUUCUGCCUCACGGUGACUGGUUUGGCUGAAGUAACUCGCUCUUUUCUGUCAUAAAAUAUAUAUCUCUCUAUCUCCUGUUUUGCUGUGGUGGUAUAACUCAUUCAUUCAUCAUGUUCCCUUAUUCAUUCUGUCCUGUAAUUCAUCUCUACAACACUCACAGUAACACACGUACACUGACACACACUGAUACACCACAACACACCACACCACACUCCGACACUGUCCCCUUGCCCUUCCAAAUCUCUGCAAUUAAGGCGUUGCUCAGACACCUUUAUUUUCUGCAAAGGAAAGACUCUUUUUUGUUGCCCAAUUCCAAUGUAAUGUUAUAUUAUUAAAUAAGGUAUUUUAUACUGUGUUUCCCCGCCACUUGGACGGGCGUGGUUGUUUUUUGUGUGUUCCUCCAUAAUGGAAGGUACCAACGUGUUGUAUAGUUUAUCUGUCAACUUGAAAUAAUUUUAAUGCUAAAGGAUGCCAUAUGUAGAUUAAUAAUAAAAAUCUUAACAAGACUCA
Portunus trituberculatus (swimming crab) is the source of this 5339-nucleotide messenger RNA. It is a transcript of the gene TfAP-2, whose product is annotated as transcription factor AP-2-alpha-like. The coding region runs from base 614 to 2044 and encodes 476 amino acids. Gene Ontology annotation, molecular function: DNA-binding transcription factor activity, RNA polymerase II-specific; RNA polymerase II transcription regulatory region sequence-specific DNA binding. Gene Ontology annotation, cellular component: nucleus. Lineage: Eukaryota; Metazoa; Arthropoda; Malacostraca; Decapoda; Portunidae. Gene Ontology annotation, biological process: regulation of cell population proliferation; anatomical structure development; regulation of transcription by RNA polymerase II. The transcript has 11 exons. The record is from RefSeq and is a predicted model, not a curated record.